Molecule: messenger RNA, 4178 nt
Organism: Strigops habroptila (Kakapo)
Lineage: Eukaryota; Metazoa; Chordata; Aves; Psittaciformes; Psittacidae
Gene: SRFBP1
Product: serum response factor binding protein 1
Exons: 9
Coding region: 155-1555 (466 amino acids)
Biological process (GO): maturation of SSU-rRNA
Cellular component (GO): nucleus; 90S preribosome
Source: RefSeq, a predicted model, not a curated record
CAUUUGCGACGCAUGCGCGCCGUUUCGCUUUGCGCUGGCCGUGCGGCGGCGUGUUUAGAGCGCGGCGGGGCGGCAGGGGCCGGGACGGUGGAGCGUGCCGUGCCGUGCCGUGCCGUGCCGUGCCGUGCCGUGCCGUGCCGUGCCGUGCCGUGCCAUGGCCCCCGUGCUGAACCUCAACAACGAGGUUGUGAAGAUGAGAAAAGAUGUGAAGAAGGCCAGAGUCCUGACUAUUCGUAAACUAACGAGACACAUCAGGAAAUUAAAGUUGAAAAAGGGUUCCGAAGACUUGAAAUUAAAGAACCAAAAGCGAGUUGAUAGAUUAAUAGAAGAAAUCCAUGCCAUGAAGAUCUCUUCUUUCCAACUUUACCUCUCACCUUGGGCAAAUGAGAUAGCAGGUUUGUCUUGCUCAAGUUUCAAGAUCUCUGGGAAAGGACAAAAAGAAAUAAAGCCAGAUGAAGUUACCAGACUUGCUCUUAGGACAGAAGUUGAUUUUGAAAGUGUCUGCAGAAAGCCAAACUGUACUGCAACAGAGCGAGCCAUUGCAAGACUUGCAACACACCCCACCUUGAAACCCAGAUUUGUUGAACUUAAAGCUGCUGUAAAAGCUUUUAAGGAUGCAAGAAAGGACCCAGACAAAGCCACUCCUUUGAAAAAGACUAUGUCAGAAGAAGAGCCUAAAUCAGCGCAACAUUUCAAUAGCAAUUUGGAUGAGCAGGCUCUUAAACUAGCUCAAAAACAGCAAAGGUGUGAACACAAAAUGAAAAAUAGUAUGAAGAUAGAAACUGAUGGGGUGGCUGAAGAACCUUGUGAGAGUGAAUCUGAACAGAAAAUUGUAAAAAUGGAGAGAGCAUAUGUUCCAGAAGAAUCUUCAUUUCAGGCGGUAGAAACGCAAGCAGUCGGCCAGAAUAAAGCAGGAAGGAAAUUUGGCUAUCAAACAAGGAAAGAAAAUACAAGCUCGAACAAAUUAAAUGCAAUAAAAAUUAAUGAUGAUAGAGACCAGGAACAUCCUAAUGAAGAGGAAUACUUUGAUGAUAGUACUGAAGAGAGGUUUUAUAACCAGUCAUCAGAUUCUGACAGUGACAGCAAUGACGAUUUCUUCAUUGGCAAAGUAAAAAGAAAGAAAAAGAUAGCAGCAGUUUCUGAUCUUCCCUCAGCAAAAGCAGAGGAUAGACUUCAGAAGAACACAGUGAAGAAAGAAAACAACACAGCGCCUAGGGCAGAGCAAGAUUUGAUCGUGGAAGAAGGAAAGGCACAUGCAAAAGCAAGCAAGCUAGAAUCAGUGUUCUGCAGUUCUUUGUCUGCCUCUAAUCAGAAAUCUCAAAAGAGAAGAAAUACGAAAGACCAGCCUUACAAAAAUGGAAGAACAGCUCUUUAUAAAAAGGAACCACAGCUCAAGAAGCAACUGUUUGCAAAAGCUGCAGGUAUUAAAUGCGACAAUAAGAAAGCGUUUUUGGAGCAGCCUCUUCAUCCAUCGUGGGAAGCAAGCAAGAGACGCAGGGAACAAGUGUCUCAAAUUACAGCAUUCCAAGGGAAAAAGGUUAAAUUUGAUGACUAAACAAUAUGUAAAUUGAGAUUUUAAAAGAAGAUUCUUGCAGAUUUGCAACCCAUGGUAUUUUCUUAAAAAAUAACAACUGCUGUUUGAACACUUUUGUUACACUGUCCUUAUCCUUUGCAACCUAUAAAACAGCAGCUGCUAGAACUUAUCAUCUGUUAAUAAUGAAGAUUGCUUCAUUUAUUCAGUGGACUAUCUGUUGAUUAAUGUGUGGUCAUUUGGUGCUGGUUCAUAAGUCCCAUUACAUAGUGCCACCAUUUAUGAAGUACACCCUAACAUGAAUGAAUGGUUUUUAGGAACAUCAUUUAUGCCCUGUAGGAAUAGUACAGUUUCUCUGGAGCUUUUUCUUAGUGUAAAAAUGUACUUUGAACUAUAGGAGGACUUGGAUGUCAAGAGAGGGGGAAAAUACAAAAUAUUUAGGUGAUUAUCUUAGGACUCUAUUGUCAAGUACAUCUCCACUGGUGCAGUUGAAAGUAAGAGAUUCUUAAACAGACUUUACAAAUCAUGAAUGUGUCAGGUAUCUGGAAAAGCUGAUCAGUGGUAUGCAUGAUGUGAAAAUUUCUGGAGAGCAAUAAAAUAUUGGCCUCUUAAAUUGUCAUCUCUGUCCUUUGAUUAUAUUGAUGAUUUGAAGAACUGAAAGAGUGUCUUUAGUAUUGUUGUCCUGAUGGAUGUAUCUGAAUGCUCUAGCAUGUCUGUCUCCUAGUUUCUGAAAGAAUGAUAAAAAACUGAAAGGUCUUUGUACACUAAGAAACAUUUUGCUUUUUGUACACUAAGAAACAUUUCACUUUUAAGUGCCAUUCUGAGUUUAGGAGUUCUUUUGAUUGGGAUAUGAGGUAAAAUCUUCAUUGUAUUUUUCUUCAGGGGCUUUUCCUACCACGGAAUUGAAACAAGUUCUGAACUGGUAAUUAAUCUUUAACAGUGUUGUUUAUUUACAUAAUCUUCCAUCUUUCAUAAACUUCUAUCUUUCAUAAAUUAAUUCAGAAACUUGGUAGUUUGCAGUGGGUGUAAAGAUAAUAUGCUGUAGAAUUCAUGCAGCACUCUGUAAUGCCUAAGAACAGUCCUGCAUCAGACCACGGUCUGUUUAACCUAAUAGCUUCAACAGUCAAAAAGGGAUGCUUUAAGCCUGGGGAUAGAGGAAGUACACAGUAUGUCAUCCAACAUCCAACUCAUCGAGCUUACAGCUUUGUAGCUGUUCAGGGACAUCUUGUCAUAUUGUAGCUUAUUGUGUUUUUUAAUCGUCAUUGAAUUUCUUUUCUGCAGAUUUGUCUGCUCUUAAAUCCAUGUAAACGUAUGGAAUCUAUAAUCCCUUAAGGUGUAGAAGUCCUUCGAAAAACAGUGUUUUUCACUGUCUCGGCAAAGAAGACCAGCAGCCUCCUGGACUGCAGUAGAAAGAGUGUGGCCAGCAGGACAGUGGAGGUGAUCUUUGCCCUGUACUCAGCACUGGUGAGACCACAUCUGAAGUGCUGGGUCCAAUUCUGAGCUCCCCAGUAUACAAGGGACAAGGAAAGACUGGAACAAGUCCAGCAAAGGGUGACCAAGAUGAUUAAGGCCUUGAAGUAUAUGACAUAUGAAUAGAGGCUGAGAGGGCUGGGACUGUUCAGAAGAGAGGCCUUGGGGGCGAUCUUGUCAAUGUGUAUAAAUACGGGGGCAGGGAGCAGUGUGAAUAAAAUAAAGCCAGACUCUUCUAAGUGCAAUUGAGUGGCAGGACAAGAGGCAGUGGUCACAAAUUGAAAUGUAAGAAAUUCCGCUUACACAAGAAAAACUCACUGUGAGGGCAGCACAGCACUGGCACAGUUGCCCAGAAAGAUUGUGGUGUCUCCAUCCUUGGAGAUACUUGGAACCUGACUGGACUCAGUCCUGGGUAACUGUCUUGAGGUCACCUUGCUUGGACAGUGGGUUUAGGCUAAAUGAUAUCCAGAGGUCUCUUCCUACCUCAUCUACUCUAUGUGGUUUUGUAGGAUUAGGACCGAGUCAAGCAAUGACUCCCUAACCAUCAGUGGCUCCAUAGGGGAGUUAUUGGAUGUGUCUAAAACAUGUAGUCACUAUGUAAUAGCCCAGUGUAUUUCACUUGGGUUGGUAUAAGAGUCAAAUGGCCAAACCAACUUUAGUUGUUUUAAUGUAAAGUAUUACUCUGUUGCUGGUAUGGCCACCACUAUCUCUCCCCCUUGCAGACUUUGUAUAUUUAUAGCCUAGCAAUUUCUGCCCAUUCUCCCAUUCUGUGUUAAAUACUUGAAGGCUUAGCAUUCUGGUUGGUCCACUUUGUAUUAUUACCUCGGCAUGUCUUUGCCCCACUCGCUUAGGCUUUCUUUCCUGCAUCCUAAAUAGAUGUCAGUAUAUGUGUUAUUAUCUUUCUGAAUGGCAUUGCUGCUCAGAGGAAUUGGAAAUUCAAAUAACCUUCCAUUUCCCAAUGGUUUUUGUUGGUUUUAUUUUCACUCUACCAUAUGGAACAAGAUAUAAGGCCAGAAGCUUCAAAAUAAAACAUGGAAACAUGUUUACUGUGGUUUUGUAGGGAAGGAUCAUAUUCUGUAGAAAAAGCUGUGCAUUUACCUGCUAUAUACUCUCUAAGUUUUCCAGAUGCUAAUUCUUAUGGCUUUCAAUAAAUAUUUACUUAUCUACGCCAAACAAA